CGUGUUUGCCGCUGCUGCGGUGGCUCCCCAGGUUCUACUGAGGCUGCUGGCGUCUUGAUUUAAACAAGAUGAUGGAAGAUCUCCGAGUCGGCAUGAUCUCGCGCGCAUCUGCCCAAUGAAGCUGCUCCCCCCCUCCCUCCUCCCCCUCUCCCUCCCCUUCGCCCUCUUCGGCGCAGAUCCAUCGGGCGCUCACAGGCAUAGUAGCCACGACCUGUGCUCAUUCAUCCCAGUCCGCAGCCACAGCAGCGGCAGCCGGCUGCCGUGCACACCCAAACGACGGUCUCGGCGAGGCAGUGGUGGUGGUGGUGGUGUGUGGAUGGCCAGGGGGGCCAAGGCUGAGAAGAAGGCAAUGCUCGACAAGAUGGCCGCACCCACUGAAGCUGACUCGCAGCCACGGAGGAUCAAGUACCCACACACGCACGAACACAGAAGCAAUAUGAGCAUCAUGGAGAGAUCUAUCCGUUUCUCGCCUCUCUCUCUCUCUCCCUGGUGUGUGUGUGUGUGUGCGCCUUCGUCCGUCAGGUUCCCCCGCCCCCUCCCCCCUCUCAACCUGGACAUCGAGCGCAUGUGGGCCAACAGGCACAAGCCGCACAUCGAGGAGCUGCCCGAGGUCUUCAAGGCGCUGCAGAACCCCCCCUAUGACCAGAAGACCCACCCCGAUCAGUUCAGCAAGUGGAUGGAGCAGCAGAGCUCGCAGAUGGUGCAGCGAGAUAGGAGCAUCUUUGAGAAGGCGUAAGUGGGUCGAUUAUGGCUGGGGGCAUGGGCGCAGGGGCAUUGUGUGUGUGUCCUCAGGUCUGAUGAGGACAUAGCGGAGAUCCACAAGCAGACGGGCAUGGUGGAGGGCCGUGACUACCUCACACACAUACCGCAGAGCCUCCUCGUCAAGCACGGUAGCAAACCGCCCUCUGCACCCAGACCAGACAAGAUGCCAUGUGUGUGUGCCUUUGUUGUUCACUCAGUGAAUCCCGAUGGCACUGAAUGGUGGGAGGUCGACACGCCAGCAGAUGAGUACAGGGUGAGCACUCCCCCUCCCUCCCUCCCUCACUCCGUCCCACUCUUCCAUCUGUUCUGGCUGCUGCAGCCGGAGCAGGGCACGGUGCAUUCGUCGGGCCAGUGGGUGCCGCCCAUCAAGGACUGGCCCGACCCGUUCGACCCCCUUGUCGCAGCGGAGCGGGAGGAGCUGCUGCAGCAGCAGGAGGGGCCCACCAAGAAGCCUGAGGAGGAGACCAAGAGGGCAGGGAGGACAUCCAGGUAGGUCGCUUGGUUGGCACAUCCGGUCGAUGACGUCCGUGUGGUGAUAUUGUCAGGUUUCGGCGGUCGUCUCGUUUCCAGCGUGAGGUUGCUGCUCGUGAGGCGAAGAAGGAGGAGGAGAAGAUCGAUCUCGAGUUCAUGCGGGACCCCAACGUCACGGUAGGUCGGUGUGGGCUCUGCAAACACAAAACACAAGCUUCAUCAUUGUGUGUGUGUGGUCUGUGGCAUCCGUCCGUCCACCCCCAUCAGACAUACGAGGAAGAGUAUCGUUCCGCGGUCAAGUGGAUGUGGCGAAAGACGUUGGAGAGAGACGGAAUCAGUGCGCACCCUCCCACAGACACACCACACCACACCACACCACACGGCACACGCAACACCUCUCUGCGCGUGUGCGUGUGUGCGGAUGUCUGUGUGGAUGUCUGCAGCAUGGCGGCCCAAUGCGGAGGAGCGGGCGCGUUGGCCCAAGGAGACGCAGGACGAGUGGCAACGGAUACAAGACACCAAGCCCCGGAGAGCGUAAGCAGAAGGCUGCUCACACAGGGGUGGUGGCAUUGAUGUGUUGAUGUCUGUCUGUCUGUGUGUGUGUGUGUGUGUGUGGCUCAGUGAGAGAGAGAGGAAGCUCCGCGAGAUGUGGCGGAUAGAGCCAGAGCAGACAUUCCCCUUCCCAUGGCUGCUGGACGUAACCCUCCCACACACCACAACACACCACACACCGCGGACGCUCCACGUGUGUCGUCGUGUGUGUCGUCAUGUGUGUGUGUGUGUGUGUGUGUUGAUACAGGAUGGCUUUGAGGUGGCGGCAGAGAUCGAGAAGAAGACGGGGGAGCCGGCCAUCUGGCGGUUCCGUGUGCCAGAGCUCAGCCCCACCUAUGUCAAGCCACAUAGCUACAUUCUCGAUGAGGCCGGCGAGGUAUGAAGCACAAACACGAUGGAAGAUACCAUAACCGCCCUCUCUCUCUCUCUCUCUGUGUGUGUGUGUGUGUGUGUGUGUGAUCUGUGUGCCAUGGGUGAGGUCAGAUGGAUGACCCCCUCGACGCCCCCUGGCGCCGGCAGAUCGAGGCAGUGGUCCGUCAGGAGCUCAAAUUCUACGAGCUCGACCUCUACGAGAUCAACUGGCGGAUCGGCGUGUGCGACGUCAUCAUACAGCCGAUGCCGUGGACGCCCCCGCCGCCCCGGGCUAAGCGGUUCGUGAAGACGCGCAGGACCGACCCUGAGGAAUGGGUCAUGAACGAGCCGCCACCGGAGAAGCCGACCUUGACGCUUGAGCAGCUGCAAAAGGCGCUUGUGCAUCUCGGUGACUGAGUGUGGGGUCAAAGGGAUGGACAACAGGAUGUGUAUAUGUGUGUGUGUGUGUGUGUGUUUAGAGAGGGUGUUGAAGGAUAUGGACAAGACAGACCAUGUGCGGAUUCUGGACCGGCACAAGCUGACGAUGUCGACCAAGGGGGCCAGGGGGCUGCUCACCUGCAGGAGACAGCUCGACAACAACAGGUCCCCAUCCACCCUUUCAUAGACACGCACACUCAUCCCCAUCAGCCAAUGAGCCCCCAUCCCUCUGUGUGUGUGUGUGUGUGUGCGUGUGUCAGGGGGGAGGAGGUCAUUGUCAAGAUACUGGACCCCUUCUUUGGCAAGGUGACCAUUUGAUUGCACCGGCUGACAGACAGACAGACAGACAGGCCGGCCGCACACACGCACUCAUCAAUCAUUGUGUGAUUUGUGUCAUCUGUGUGUGUGUAGGAUGAGGACUUACACUGCCGCAUGAUCGGCUCCCCCAAUGUGCGUGACGUCUGGGUCUCUCUCCCGCAAGAGAACGACCAGACGCUCAAGGUGCCCUGGAACCGCAUCAAAGAGAUCCGCAUGGUCGACCCCUCCAGACUGCGCGACGAGGAGACUAUUGCCGAAGAACUCGCCAAAGAGGUCAGUCAGUCAGUCAUUAGGUCAAACAGCACAAGUAUCUCUCCCAUGCGGUCCUUCAACGUCAGGAGAGGACACCCGAGGCACCCCCACCACCAGAGGAGGAGGCAAUCGCAGAAGAGGAAGAGGCAAUCGAGGAGGUCGAGGAAGAAGCAGAGGUCCCCGGCACAGCAGCAGCAGCAGCUCCUUCUGCUGCUGCUGCUGCUGCUGGCGAGGAGGGUGUCUCGGCGGAGGCGGAGGUCUCCGAAGAGGACGUUGAUGUGUUGGAGGCCAGCGAGUGGGCGCGUGACGUCGCUGGCGUGUUACGUGAGGGGGUGGGCAAGGAGGCGAUGCUCGAGGAUGACGAGAGGGUGGACGUCGAGGCCGACACGGAUGCGAUGCUCGAAGACUUGGCCUAUGAACAGCGUGUGGAGGAGCGGCCCGAGUUCGACUUUGACCCCGAGUACCCCGAAGACCUCAUGGACUCAGACUGACUGACCGAUCCGAUCGAUGAAUGGCUGCUGAGCUGGCGCGGCUAGUGUCUUCUCAUUUGUGUCCAUCACGGUGUAGAUUGGCUGGCUGCCUUAAUUGUGCAUAGGCAGACAGAGAGAGGUGCGUGUGUGGGUGUGUCAGAGGGCGGAUGGUUUAAGGCUUACCCUUUGUUUCUCGUUGAUGUACAGAUAGCCCUGACUGAAUUGACUGAUCGAGUGGGCGGCCAGUGGUGCUGUGCAUAUCUAUUCAUCCAUCCAUGGCCACUUAAUGUUGCUUUCAAUGCAUCGAUCGACUUGUGCCUGUCGGGGCGGCAGAUUGGCGAGAAAGGGCGAAGGGUGUAAGAGAGAAUCAAACGAAGUCUGUCUGUCUGAAUGCAUGGUACACACAACCGACCAGCCACGCACGCUAAAAAUGCAUUUCUGUUUGCGGUUGGAACGAUUAAACGGC
This is a messenger RNA of Vitrella brassicaformis, 4080 nucleotides long. The record is from the annotation of a GenBank genome assembly. Lineage: Eukaryota; Vitrellaceae.